GACCGCUAGAUGAACGCAUAAGAAAAGCAAGCUAAAAUCGGCGCCAUUCGUCUCUCACUCUGCUCAGACAUUGUUUUUGGCAACAACAAACCACUUUGUGUUGUGAGUAAAACAUAACAUUUUCAACGAAUAUUGAAUCUGCUGCGAAAAAUUGUGAAAAAAUGCGAAAAGAUCAUUUGCAUCGUCGGUCAAAGGACGCCGAGGGCACAAACGAUGGAGAGCUCGAAAAUGGCGAUCCGUUAUCUGGUUCAGCCGAUCCAUUUGAUGCACUUAUAAAUUCAAAAUCCGAUGAAUCAUCGUCUAAUCGCACAAAUGGUAAAAGAGCACCAUCACCAAUUGCUGAUUCCGACGCAGAAAAUGAAAAUGAAACAAAGAAUGAAGACGAAAAAUCUGAAGUUAACGGAGAUAGUGCUGCCGAAAGCAGCGCCGACAAUGGUGGCAACGGAGAGGAAGGCUAUGAGGUAGAGGAUAUCGUGGACCAUAAAUUCAAGGGAAAGAAGAAGUAUUUCAAAAUACGGUGGAAGGGGUAUGAUGAAACAGCCGAUUCUUGGGAACUAGAAAAAGAUUUGUCGUGUCCUGAAAUCAUUGAACGCUAUGUGGCUGAGCAUCCGGAAGCAAAUGAAGUGAAGGAGAAGAAGGAGAAGAAGGAGAAGAAGGAGAAGAAGGUCGGUAAAUUCCAAGUAUUCUUUGUUAGACCUUGUAGAUGGCAUGAUUUCAAUCAUAAUGAAAAUGGAAUUUCAUUGAAGGUUCGCAUAUCACUUCCGCCACAAACACCGACUCGCGCGGCACCAAAACGAACAGCUGCGGAACGCAAAGCCGUUGUUGAUGAUCCACUGACAGACGAUGAAGAUUCUGAUACCAAGAAAUCACCAUCAAAACGUGGCCGACCGAAGAAGAGCCCAACAAAAGGUUCAAAAUCAUCAAAACAAGAAGAAUACGAAGUGCAGAAGAUUGUUGGUGAUGAAAUUCGCAACGGUAAAAAAUACUACAGGAUUCGUUGGAAGGGCUGGACCGCCAAAGAUGAUACCUGGGAGCCGAAGGCCUCCUUAAGUUGUCCAGAAAUCAUCAAAGCCUACGAGAGUAGCAAAGACGAUGAAAAGGAAUAUGAGGUUGAGAAGAUCGUUGGUGAAAAGUUGGAGAACGGGGCCAGAUACUUUUUGGUCAAAUGGAAGGGUUGGGCUGAGAGCGAUAAUUCUUGGGAAUCUGAAAAAUCAGUCGACUGCUACGAGCUCAUAGAGAAGUUCCGUGAUUCGUGUCGCUCGGCCAGUAAAUCAACACCAUCAAAGAACAAACGAACCGCCAAUGCUGCACCGAAAGCAUCAAAAGCUAAAAAAGCACGCAAAAGUUUAAGCGAUGAUGAAAGCGACAAAGAAGAUGGCGAGAAGGAAUGGGAAGUUGAAAAGGUUGUCAACGUACGCAAAGGCAAAGGGGGAAAGAAAGAAUUUUUGAUUAGAUGGAAGGGAUGCAAGGCUUCAGAAGAUACAUGGGAACCGGAAGAUGGUAUAAGUUGUCCGGAUUUAAUAGCCGCAUUUUUGAAGAAAAACAAAAAAUAAUUCCAUACAAUCUAAAUAAACGAGGCAAUGAAUUCCAUACACACCAAUUUGAUUGUCGUACUGCAAAGCGAUUUCUAUUUUAACAAACCAAUUAUUUUCAUACACUCGUUUAUCAAAAGGCUCAAAAUUUUGCAUCCCGACUGUAUUUAAAUAAACGGCAAGAGUGGUUUUUCGCUUGGCCGUAUGACAAUCAGAAACUACAUAAGUAAGUGCAUAAAAAAACUACUUGCUUAUGUUUUUGUAGAUCCAUUGCCUCAGACAAAAAAAAUCAGAACUACUUCACUAUAUUAUACAGCAAAGACGUAUUCACGUUGAACAGACAACUCACACGUUAUAAUAAUCCAACUAAGAAACUUUUACUCAAUCUAAUGUUUAAAUCUACGCCGUAGGUUGUCCACUAGAAAGGUGUAGUUUUAUAAUGUAGAUCAGAAAACGAAUUUCAAACAUUCAUUAUUCAUUAUUGAUCAUCGCUUUGAUAUCAUAUAAAUCUUCCGACUUUUGUAAGUUUGAACAUUUUGAAUAAAGUCUUGUCGCUGUUGUUUAGCUACUGAG
Molecule: messenger RNA, 2105 nt
Organism: Sitodiplosis mosellana (orange wheat blossom midge)
Lineage: Eukaryota; Metazoa; Arthropoda; Insecta; Diptera; Cecidomyiidae
Product: chromo domain-containing protein cec-1-like
Exons: 3
Coding region: 162-1553 (463 amino acids)
Biological process (GO): chromatin organization; negative regulation of transcription by RNA polymerase II
Cellular component (GO): pericentric heterochromatin
Molecular function (GO): chromatin binding
Source: RefSeq, a predicted model, not a curated record